Molecule: messenger RNA, 549 nt
Organism: Closterium sp. Yama58-4
Lineage: Eukaryota; Viridiplantae; Streptophyta; Zygnematophyceae; Desmidiales; Closteriaceae
Source: the annotation of a GenBank genome assembly
AUGCCAAACCCCCGCGCCCUCACCCUUGAGAUUUCCCCGCGCGUGCUGUCAACACCAAUCAGAUCAGCCCAUACUCCCCCCUUCACCGGUCCCCGCUCUACCUUUCCGCCGACUAUUCCGCCCAAGAUGUGUCCGACCGCGCAUUCCCCGCAUCUCCCCGCAAGGCCGCUUUCCGCGCAGACCUGCCUGAAGGCCAUGGCUGCUAUGGCGUCAUUGUUCCCCGCGCUUAGCUCCGCCGCGGUUUCCGCCAGUUUCUCCACCGUCUCGUCGCGGAGCAAGAGCCUCGCCUGCGAGCCCCUCACGUUCUCCAUGCGCUCACUCCGCCUCGCCGUCCCUCAGGCCGCCGCCACCACAGCACCACUGGUCGAGCUGGCAGCUGACGUGGCGGAGGCCACGUCAGCAGUGGAGGAGCUGCCGCUACAGUUAGCAGAGGACAUCAAGGCGGCGCGGAAGGAGGAGCAGCGGCGCAAGCGAUUGGUGCAGAAGAGGAAGCUGAGGAAGAAGGGCAGAUGGCCGCCCUCCAAGAUGAAGCAGCACCAGAAUGUGUAA